AUGGCUUGGCGAUCCAGUGGCAACAGCAAUGAGGAGCUGGUACGAAAUCUACAAAAGGGCAGAAUAUUCACGUCGGAUCGUGUUCGUGAUGCUAUGCUUAUUGUUGACCGUGCCGAUUUCGCACCGGUAUCACCUUAUAGGGAUCAACCACAAGGAAUUGGAUGGAAUGCCACCAUCUCUGCACCUCAUAUGCACGCCGCCUCGUUAGAACAUUUGAAAAAUCACCUCGUUGAUGGUGCGUAUGCGUUGGAUGUAGGCUCCGGUUCUGGUUAUCUAACUGUUUGCAUGGCAAUCAUGAUUGGUAAAAACGGAAAAGUGGUUGGUAUCGAUCACAUCCCGGAGCUGGUAGAGUUAGCCAAGGAGAACACGCGAAAGAAUCACUCUGACUUGCUUGAUAGUGGAAGAGUUCUUUUUGUUGAAGGUGAUGGCCGUAAAGGAUACCCGAUAGAUCACAAGUACAACGCCAUACAUGUUGGGGCAGCAGCCGAGACAGUACCAAAACCUGUAAAAUUUUUACUUUUGGUCAAGAUUUUCUUACAGGUCUUCUUACAAGUGGACAAAGUUGACGGCAGUGUAACACAGAAGGUGAUCGAACACGUCAUAUAUGUACCUCUCACCAGUAAGGCGCAUCAACUGGGUCGAUAUGAUUAG
Messenger RNA from Angiostrongylus costaricensis, 651 nucleotides. The record is from the annotation of a GenBank genome assembly. Lineage: Eukaryota; Metazoa; Nematoda; Chromadorea; Rhabditida; Metastrongylidae.